AUGACUACCCGCGUGAAUAGCAGUGUGAACAAUAGUGAAACCGGCACUCCGUCCACCACCACAAUAGAGUAUGAUCACCGGGUGACAUCCGUAUUGACAGAGCACUUUGGAUAUCCCCCGUUGGCGGUCAUUGAUGAUGUGAUUAAUGCUGUUAAUCAUAUUCUUUACAAAUGCACCCAGGCAAUGGAAACGUACCUAGUUGAGCAGCACACCAAGAGGAUAGAAGAGUUCAAGCAGAUCAAAGCUGAAAAUGCGUCUUCUGAUAAAGAUGAGCAAGCUUUGUUAAAAGAGCAUGAAGAUUUGGACGUGUGGGUGAACCUACCCAAAGAUGAAAUCAGCUUGGGAACUGCGAAACUUGAAACUCUUUUAGAAAACCAAGUCGAUAAGAACUUUGAUAAGUUCGAGCUCUAUGCAUUGAGAAAUAUCUUCACGAUUCCAGUGGAUUUGGUGGAUAAUGGCUGGAUAAGAUUGAAACAUCAUGAGCAUCUUGACUUUAGUAAAGAUGCAAACCGAGAGGACGACGAGGUCAUAAAUAAGUUGAUCAAAGAUAUACGGCUCGAGCUCAAGUUGAGAGAGAUCUUGAAGCUCCAAGUCGAAAAAGGCAAGCGACUUGUGGACAUGUUGAGAAAGUAUAGUAAUAACUUGAAGUACUUGAACGAAACCGAAAUCAACAAGAACCUCAGUGAAAAGGGCAAAAAGAUACUAGAAGAUCUUUCCCCCAUUGAUGAUAACUUGUACUUUAUUUUGCAGCAAGUGAAUGUUUUAAUCGAACAGAUGAAUAGGCUAUACGUCAAGUUCGAGAAGAAUAAGGUCAACAUGAACUUUAAGCCCAGCUUGAGAGACUUCUACAUAAAUGGUAAAUCUUUCAAGCUACUACAGAGUAUUGGAGUCACAAUCGAGGAUAGCUCGGUAGAUUUGUUGGGUGAUACAGAAGAAUUGAAAAACGGGGUGGAAUCAGUGGUCUUGGAUGAUUUGAUGUAG
Yamadazyma tenuis ATCC 10573 is the source of this 981-nucleotide messenger RNA. It is a transcript of the gene MTW1, whose product is annotated as MIND complex subunit. The record is from RefSeq and is a predicted model, not a curated record. Lineage: Eukaryota; Fungi; Ascomycota; Pichiomycetes; Serinales; Debaryomycetaceae. Gene Ontology annotation, biological process: mitotic sister chromatid segregation; kinetochore assembly; mitotic cell cycle. Gene Ontology annotation, cellular component: nucleus; chromosome, centromeric region; MIS12/MIND type complex.